This is a messenger RNA of Mobula hypostoma (lesser devil ray), 4607 nucleotides long. RefSeq names its product oocyte zinc finger protein XlCOF6-like. Gene Ontology annotation, molecular function: DNA-binding transcription factor activity; RNA polymerase II cis-regulatory region sequence-specific DNA binding. The record is from RefSeq and is a predicted model, not a curated record. Bases 760 to 2220 code for a protein of 486 amino acids. Gene Ontology annotation, biological process: regulation of transcription by RNA polymerase II. Lineage: Eukaryota; Metazoa; Chordata; Chondrichthyes; Myliobatiformes; Myliobatidae. The transcript is spliced from 3 exons.
GCGACACAUCAGACUCCGGCCGCAGGAGACGCUUCACAAACGCCCCAACUUCCCUCGGAGGGAAAUGGAAAUAAAUCAGAAAGCGGACAUUUACUUUGACGGUUGUCCCGCCGUGACGGAAAGUUCGGGAGACGGUGUCAGCGGGGGUAACGCCCUCUCGGCUGGUCCGCCUCGGGUAUUGGCUGAAAGCAGUGAUUGACAUCGCUUCGCACCAAUGGGAAUAGCGCAGCGCGUGACUCCUCUGUUGACGGCGGUGGGGGAGGGGCUGCUCACGUGAUUAGUAGCCCAGCCGUUAAACCGACCAAGCUCGAGCUCACCAGCGCGCGGUGCACAAAAGGCCCCGGAUGAUCGGUUGAGGUUAAAAAUGACAAGGAAUUUGUCUACUGGAAUCUCGCACAGACAGUGGGGAGGGAUUCACUCGAUCAUCAGACCGACUGGCAUUCCCGUAAUUUUGCACAGGGGGGAACCCAUUCAUCUGCUCAGACAGUGGGAAUGGAUUCACUCAGUCAUCUCAACUGAAGGUACAUCAGCAAGUUCACACUGGGCAAGGCCUUUCACCUGUGGACACACCAGUCAGUUCACACUGUGCAGAGGCUGGCCAUCUGCUGAAUAUGUGGGGAAGGAUUCACUCAGCCAUCUGAACUAAUGGGUCACCAGCGAGUUCACAGUGGGGAGCGGCCAUGAACCUGCUCAGAACAUGGGAAGGGAUUCACUUCGUCGUCUCAUCUGAAGGCACAUCAGCGAGUUCACACCGGAGAAAUGCCAUUCACCUGCCCAGACUGUGGGAAGGGAUUCACUCGGUCAUCUGACCUAAUGGCACACCAGCCAGUUCACACCGGGGAAUGGCCGUUCACCUGCUUGGACUGUGGGAAGGGAUUCACUUGGUCAUCUGAACUGAAGGUACAUCAGAGAAUUCACACUGGGGAGAGGCCAUUCACCUGCUCAGUCUGUGGCAAGGGAUUCACUCAGUCAUCUCAUCUAAUGGUACAUCAGCGAGUUCACACUGGGGAGAGGCCAUUCACCUGCUCAGAGUGUGGGAAAGGAUUCACUCAGUCAUCUCAUCUGAAGCUACAUGAGCGAGUUCACACGGCGGAAUGGCCGUUCACCUGCUCGGAUUGUGGGAAGGGAUUCACUCGGUCAUCUGAACUGAACGUACAUCAGAGAGUUCACACUGGGGAGAGGCCGUUCACCUGCUCAGACUGUGGGAAGGGAUUCACUCAGUCAUCUCAUCUGAAGGUACAUCAGCGAGUUCACACUGGGGAGAGGCCGUUCACCUGCUCAGUCUGUGGGAAGGGAUUCACUUCGUCAUCGACAGUGAAGGUACAUCAGCGAGUUCACACUGGAGAGAGGCCGUUCACCUGUUCAGAGUGUGGGAAGGGAUUCACUCAGUUAGGCCACCUACAAGUACACUGGUCAGUUCACAGUGGAGAGAGGCCUUUCACCUGCUCAGACUGUGGGAAGGGAUUCACUCAGUUAUCCACCCUAAUGACCCACCGGGAAGUUCACACCAGGAAGAGGCCAUUUACCUGCUCAGUCUGUGGGAAGGGAUUCACUUUGUCAAAUCAGUUACUGAGACACCAGUUCGUUCACACUGGACAGUGGCCGUUCACCUGCUCAGACUGUGGGAAGGGAUUCACUCGCUCAUCCCACCUACAAACACACCAGUCAUUUCACACAGGGGAGCGGCCGUUCACCUGCUCAGACUGUGGGAAAGGAUUCACUCGCUCAUCCCACCUACAAACACACCAGUCAUUUCACACAGGGGAGCGGCCGUUCACCUGCUCAGACUGUGGGAAAGGAUUCACUCAGUCAUCAGAGCUACAGAGACAUCAGCGAAUUCACACUGGGGAAAGACCGUUCACCUGCUCAGUGUGGGAAAGGAUUCACUCGCUCAUCCCACCUACAAACACACCAGUCAUUUCACACAGGGGAGCGGCCGUUCACCUGCUCAGACUGUGGGAAAGGAUUCACUCGCUCAUCCCACCUACAAACACACCAGUCAUUUCACACAGGGGAGCGGCCGUUCACCUGCUCAGACUGUGGGAAAGGAUUCACUCAGUCAUCAGAGCUACAGAGACAUCAGCGAAUUCACACUGGGGAAAGACCGUUCACCUGCUCAGUGUGGGAAAGGAUUCACUCAGUCAUCCCACCUACAGAGACACCAGCAAAUUCACACUAGAAGCCAGCCAAACUUGUUUGGAAGGAAAAAGUUGGGAGUGACAACGGAGCAGCGAUGGCUGGAGUUUCUGGGAGCAAUUUGGGAGCUCAGUGAUCGAUACAUCCAAAAGAUGUGGAAACAUUGGAAAGGCAGGAGGACACAACCGUGGUUGAAAUGAGAAGCGAAAGCCAACAUAAAAGCCAAAGAGAGGGCGAACAAAAGAGCAAAAACAAUUGGGAAGCUUUUAGAAACCAACAGAAGACGACUAAAAAAAGAAGUCAGAUGAGCUCAGGGUGUGGAAUUAUGAUAUUGUAGUCAUUAGUGAGUCUUGGGAGCACCCAAUGAGGCAUUUAGAGGAACAAAAUAUCCGGGGCCUCAAUAUCUCUUGAAAACCAAGGUUUCCUGCACCAGUUAACUUUCAACUUUUAUUUUGCAGGCACAUACAAACUCUACACCCUCAAAAUUUCACUUCUGAAGGUCUCCCACUUACCAAGUACUCCUUUGCCAGAAAACAGCCUGUCCCAAACCACACUUGUCAGAUCCUUUAUGAUACUAUCAAAAUUGACCUUUCUCCAAUUUAGAAUCUCAACCCAUGGUCCAGACCUCUCUUUUUUCCAUAUUUACUUUGAAUCUCAUGGCAUUAUGAUCAAUCAUUUCUGUCACCAGCCCUGGAUCAUCAGCCUCUACAUCACACUUCUACAUCAGGAAUUCUCCGUACUGAUUAAGGGCACAUUUGAUAAACUUUACCCCAUCUAGUGCUUUUACAGUGUGGGAGUCCCAGUCAAUACAUGGAAAGUUAAAAUCACUUACUAAAUUAACUUUUGUUUCUUGGCAUGGUCUGCGAUCUCUUGACAAAUUUGUUCCUCUAAAUCCCUCAGAUUGUUGGGUGCAACCAAGUCCCCAAUAAUAGCUACAAUAUCAGAAUUCCCUGUCCUGAGCUCAUCUGGCUUUCCUACAACGCUUCUUGCAUUGUGAUAUACACAGCUCAGCACAUUCAUCGCACCAUGCUCAACCAUUUGAUUGCUGACUCUGAGGUCUGAACAACAUCUGACUGGUGUCAAGUAAACAAACUCUCCCUCAUUGUCACAAAACAUGCAUCAUUACUGUCGCAGUUUACGUUCCACUGGAUGCUAAUGUUAAAGUAGCCAUGAAAGACCUCAGUGCUGCUAUUAGCAAGCUGCAGACAUUGCAUCCAGACGGAGCUUUGAUUGUCGCUGGGGACUUUAAUCAUUGUAACCUGUGUACCGUGCUUCCAAGAUUUUACCAAAAUGUAUUACGCACCACCACGUGUAAUAAAACCUUAGAUCAUGUCUACACAAAUGUGGCUGAUGCUGACAAACUCACUACCCUCCCCCACCUGGGACAAUCUGACCAUCUUUCAUUGUAUCUGUUUCCCAAGUAUAGCCCGGUCAUUAAACGUGUGAAACCCACAAUGAAGACUAUUCAGAUCUGGCUGGAGGGGGCUGACUCUGCUCUUCAGCACCAAUUCCAGCACACAGACUGGAGCACGUUUGCUGCCCAUGCCACCACAGACUCUCAGAUUAACAUUGAUUUGUACACCAACUCAGUCCUUGAGCACAUCAACAAGUGUGUAGAUAGAGUGACAUUACAAAAACAAAUAAAAGUUUUCCCCAAUCGGAAACCGUGGAUGAACAGAGAAGUCUGCAUCCUGCUCAAAGCCAGAGAUUCAGCCUCCAUGUCUGGAGACCAGGAGGCUUACAGCUCAGCCAGGGCCAACCUGAGGAGGGGAUUCUCUCAGGCUAAACACAUAAACAAACAGAGAAUCAAGGAGCAUUUCAACUCCUGGGACCCCCGGCGCAUGUGGCAUGGCAUACAGGUCAUUACAGACUUCAAACCUCCUAGUACUGUGCCCCCUUCCAGCUCUGCUUCCCUCCCUGAUCAGCUCAAUUACUUCGAUGCUCAUUGAUGAAGUUUCAGGGAAUGGGGGAUUCUCAGAUCCCUGUAAACAAUGAAUUAAGUACUGACUAUGUCUGUGGCUGCAGUGUGUUCGAAUAAUGUCUCACAGCUGCUUUCUUUGGAGCAAGAUAAUGUUUAAGGUUCGCCCAGAUCCACAUGAUGGAAAUUAGACAGAACAUUCCCUUUUAUUUAAAGCAUAAAUUUGACGGAUGUUCUUCUCUUUGUAAUUAAGUUGUGGCUCCAGCAAACCAGGUAGGACAUUCUUUUCUUUAAUUAAGGUGGCUGAUUGAUUGUUCUUUGUAUCAGUAGUACAUUGACUUGGCCGGAGUGGUUAUCAGACUGAUUGUCCUUUUGUAUCGGUGGCCUUAUAACUUCUGACAAUUCUGACAUCAGGCAGUGAACUUGUUGAACCGCCAGGGAGACGAGAAAGAUUUUCUCCCUCAUGUCGGGUCCAAGUUCACUCGUCGGCUAAGCUCGAAGAAAUAAACGGGUGAAAAAUAAGUAACGAUCUUAUUGUGCUGUCGUUAAUUGA